CUUAGUCCUGCGCGGAAUCAGUUUCAGUUUCAGGAACUUAAUCCCACCCCUGCCACCAACACAUACAUAUAUUUACGUUUGAUUUGAUUUGGUUUAUCCUCGCAAGUCUGAAUCUCGUAACAAGAUCCAAUUUUCCUCCCAUGGCUAGUCCAAGAGCCAACCUCUUGUUCCUCCUAUGGCUUCUGUGUUAUUCUCUCUACGCCAUUGCCGGAAAGAGCUAUUACGACGUACUUGAAAUCCCGAAAGGCGCGUCGGAGGAGCAGAUAAAGAGAGCGUACAGGAAGCUGGCGUUAAAGUACCAUCCCGAUAAGAACCCUGGCAACCAAGAAGCCAAUAAGAGAUUUGCCGAAAUUAACAAUGCGUAUGAAGUACUCUCGGACAGCGAGAGGAGAAGCAUUUACGAUAGGUACGGCGAAGAGGGCUUGAAACAGCAUGCUGCCGGAGGCGGCAGAGGUGGUGGCGGAAUGGGAAUGGAAUUCCAAGACAUUUUCGCCUCCUUCUUCGGGGGAGGUCCAAUGGAGGAGGAAGAGAGAAUUGUGAAAGGUGAUGAUGUGCUUGUUGAAUUGGAUGCAACGCUCGAGGAUUUGUACAUGGGAGGUUCCUUAAAGGUUUGGAGGGAGAAAAAUGUUUUAAAGCCAGCAUCUGGGAAGAGACUCUGUAACUGUAGAAAUGAGCUUUAUCACAAGCAAAUAGGUCCUGGGAUGUUUCAACAGUUCACGGAGCAGGUCUGUGACAAAUGUCCAAAUGUUAAAUAUGAAAGAGAUGGUCAUUUCAUCACUGUUGAUAUUGAGAAAGGCAUGCAAGAUGGGCAGGAAGUGCUAUUUUUUGAGGAUGGUGAGCCCAUAAUUGAUGGAGAGUCUGGAGAUCUAAGGAUUCGUAUCCGAACAGCACCCCAUGACCUCUUCAGAAGGGAAGGCAAUGACUUGCACACCACUGUCACUAUAACACUGGUUCAAGCACUUGUUGGCUUUGAGAAGACUGUUAAACACCUAGAUGAGCAUCUGGUGGACAUAAGCACGAAGGGAAUCACAAAUCCAAAGCAAGUGAGGAAGUUCAAAGGAGAGGGCAUGCCACUGCAUAUGAGCACAAAGAAAGGAGAUCUUUACGUCACGUUUGAGGUUCUGUUCCCAAACUCACUAACAGAGGAGCAGAAAACAAAUAUAAUAGCAAUUAUUGAUUAGAAUACAGGAUACGUGUUAUUUUGCUCAUUAUGUCCUCAUGUAACAUGAUUAGGUGGUUAUAGUUAUAGUAAUAGUAAAGCUUGAGUUUCCUGUCUCCCUCUUGUUAGUUAUUUUUUUCUUAUACAACGUUGAAGCAUGUCUUCUUGGCAUGUUAUUAUUUUUUGUCAAGAUACGAAGAAGCUUAGAAGACCUUUCUUACA
Glycine soja is the source of this 1381-nucleotide messenger RNA. RefSeq names its product dnaJ protein ERDJ3B-like. The coding region runs from base 141 to 1181 and encodes 346 amino acids. Lineage: Eukaryota; Viridiplantae; Streptophyta; Magnoliopsida; Fabales; Fabaceae. Gene Ontology annotation, biological process: protein folding. The record is from RefSeq and is a predicted model, not a curated record. The transcript has 10 exons.